AUGACAAGUGGUGGAAAAGUGAGAGCCAUCAGUGAUGAAGAAAGAUUGCAUGUUGAGUCAAUUAUUCAGAACAUGGCAGCCAAAAGCUUGCGGUGCAUUGCCUUUGCUCAUAAAAUUUCUGAAGAAGAGAAUGGCAGUCAGGGUCAUGAUAAGCUUGAAGAGUGGCUGACAUUGUUUGGUCUUGUGGGUUUGAAGGAUCCGUGCAGACCUGAGUUCGAACAGCAGUAG
Molecule: messenger RNA, 228 nt
Organism: Prunus armeniaca (apricot)
Lineage: Eukaryota; Viridiplantae; Streptophyta; Magnoliopsida; Rosales; Rosaceae
Source: the annotation of a GenBank genome assembly